This is a messenger RNA of Ictalurus furcatus (blue catfish), 8426 nucleotides long. RefSeq names its product tyrosine kinase, non-receptor, 2b (gene tnk2b). The coding region runs from base 4744 to 8001 and encodes 1085 amino acids. The transcript is spliced from 14 exons. Gene Ontology annotation, cellular component: extrinsic component of cytoplasmic side of plasma membrane. Gene Ontology annotation, molecular function: ATP binding; protein binding; protein serine/threonine/tyrosine kinase activity. The record is from RefSeq and is a predicted model, not a curated record. Lineage: Eukaryota; Metazoa; Chordata; Actinopteri; Siluriformes; Ictaluridae. Gene Ontology annotation, biological process: signal transduction; protein phosphorylation; regulation of keratinocyte differentiation.
GAUGGUAAUUGGAGGCAGACUAUUUAUGACGCACACGGUCCUGCUUUACUGCUGUUGUCCCUCACUUUGCCUCUGUCUUCCCUCUGGCCUCUAUAACUUGUACAUUUUGUUUAUCACUUAAGAUACCACACAUCUGGUUUUGCCUCAUCUGGUCAAAUCAGCAGAAAGGGGAGGGAGUGAAACAGGACACAGCUUAAAAACGUGAGCAGCCCCUCCUUCCUUGGUGCGAUGACGGAGACGAAAUGUCCAAAGAAAAUGCCGGGGCAGGUUUGUUUAUAUGCAGUCGAGGACGAUUUUGGAAGGAAUGGGGAGGAAAGCAGGAACCAAAUAAAGGAAAAGAGUCAAGUCACGUGGGAGUAGGAAGGAAGAGGGGGAGAGAGAGAGGGAGAAAGGGAACGGUUGGGUCAGAGAGAGGAGGGGAGAUGGUGUUGGUCGAUUCGAGAGGGAAGCUUGUUAAGAGCCAAACAUUGGAAGGGGGGGGGUGUACAGGAAAUGAGCUCUCCAUCCUGCAGUUAAAUCUGACCUCUUGGCUCACGAUCAAAUGCUCUUCCAUCCAAAUACCAUAGAGUCUCUGUCCUGGGCACGGGCUGAGGGAGGGACAGAGGGAAAAGAGGGAGGGAGACUGGGCACUUCCCCAGCCGUCUGUCUGCGAUUUCCAGAUAUACAGGGAGGGAGAGCGAGUCCUCGAAACUACCUUCUGCUUCACACAGAGAGAACAACACGUCCCCCUCUGCCACCAACAUCCACACACUUGUUCCGAUGCCAUGAGACGGCUCUAAAAAGACCGACGUGCUCAGCCGAGCGUUCCUCAGACACGCAGAGGUCUCGUCCUCACUCCCACUCCUUCACUCGAGGGCAUUGAGGUGGCGCUUAAAAAACGGGGCGCUAUUAAUAGCUGGAUGCCGGACCAAGCUGAUGGACAGCGCUGAAGUCAAACUCUUGUCCAACAUUAUUUAAAUCCUGCCUCUACUUCUAGUAGGACUAUUCUUUUGUUUUGUCAUUUUAUUUAUUUGAUUUUUUCUGAGCCUGAACUCGGACUUCAAUGGAAGACUUCCAACUCUGGUUUUGAGUGGAAACUGCCUUUCCCGUUUGGCGGUGAAGGUUUUUUUUUUUUUCCUUUUCUUUUCUUCCCCCCUUUGCUCACGUAAUUGCUUGCGUAUUAGCACUAAUUGGAGGUAGGAGGUUAUAGGAACUUACUGGAUCAGCCAGCGAUGGAAUGGAGCGUGUGGGUUGCAGGAGCUGAGGAGACCUCCCUUUGCAUGGUUGACGAGUUUCGGAGACCUUAUUUCACCUCGGCUCCACUCUCAGACCUUCAUGUACAGCGAGAGGGACUAGUAUAUUCAGACUCGGCUCGGCUUCUUGAGCGUAUUUAGCCUCGGCGCAGCUUCUCUGGAUCUUCAUGCUCUCUAGUUCGAUCGAUUUCCCUUUUAAGAUGCGGCGCUUUGCCAAGCUCAAAAAAACCUUCCCGUUUCUUGCACAUUUCCAUGUGUACAGAGUAAGUAUACCUUGUAGUCGUAUGUUUUGCUGCGUGGUUGUGUUUGGCCAUGUCUGCAUGAUGCUUGUUAUGUGUGCAGUAUAUAUGGACAGCGUUACAUCGGACCAGCGUCUGUACUUUGUCAAUGCCUAAAGUCUUCACGUGUCUUUCUAAUGUAGUCGCGUAAUUAUAUUACAACGGGAUGCUUCACUGUGGACCAGCAAUAUUCCUCUUCAGGCAUCUCCUUUUUCUUUACCAGUGGCCCACAUCUGGAGUAACUAAUCAGCUGAUUAAUAAACGCUCCUGAUCUGAUUAGUCUUUGCCUUUGUCCAGGGUAUGAAAAAAGUUCAAUGUUCAGGGUACGGGUACUCCAGCACCAGGAACCACUCUGCUAUUAUUAUAUCAUCAAAUUUCUUCUCCAGCCUGUGGUUCCUUUCUUCAGGGACGUUCCCAUGCAAUAAUGGCUUGUAAAAUUUUAUUAAACAAGGCAAUGACUCCAUAAAAAGUCACUAUAAAAAGCUCUAUGCUUAUUGUGUGUAUGUGCGUUUGUGUAGCCACUUUUUGGUCCAAAAUUAUGGACUCUAUACGAGGAACUUAGCCAGUGCUUACUUAUUGGAGGCCUCGAACGAGGUUCCCAACCACGAUCGAAAAGUAUAUGACAUGGUGUGUCCUUAAAGGCAGACAUUUCGUAUUUUGUCGUCUUCCCUGCGUUGACACUUGAUCUAACUAAUCAGCUAGUUGACGGGUCUUUCCUGAGUCGACACGCAGGGGUUCUGCAGGACCACGGUCGGGAACCGCUGGCCUAGCUUUAACCUUAUGUCGCACAUGACCGCUGUGCGUCACUGGUUCAGCCUGGCUGGACCCUCGGUCAUUGGUUCCUUCCUGUCGUGAUGGUUUGUGGUCUUUCGACGAGCGUCAGUGGCCUCAGGACUGCUUUGGCAGAGGAGAAUUGCACCCGUCAUAAUAGACUAUGAUGCAUUGUUUCUUGUCAACACAUUUGGUCGCGUCGCACACGAUGAACUGAUGGUGUUCAACGACUUCCACGUUUGCCUCCUUUAAUUUUUUACACGUAGCAGUCACGCGAUUUUAUUCGUUACGCCUUGGACGAGUGAGCCAGAUGUUCUGGCAACGCAGCUGUGAGACUUUUAUAUAUUAACCAGCACAUGUUGCACAUAGCGACGGCUUAAGUAAUACCCCAGGGAGUGACGCUGGUGAUUUCAGUCUGAAAAUAUGUCCUAGUGAAGGCAUUAAAAGUCUCAUGCUGUUUAUUUUCCCUCCCUCGCCUUCUCUCUUUCAGUCCUCAGUCCUCUUGGGAUGUUCGCAGUAUGCAUUCCUCGCCGUUCUGCGACAAGUGACACCCAGCGACCACCGCACACUUCCUUCGUUCUUUUCCCCGCGUCGUAUAUCCCGUCAAGUCCCACAUGGGGACUUGUACAGCCGACGUUCCACGACAGCAGUGUGAACAGUGAUACGGUGAAGGUUUCUGUAAGGUGACCCUCGCUAAACGUUUUUGGAAGGAGCCUCCAGUGUCAGCGCGUCCCCAAACGCCAGCGGUAAAAAUAUAACUUUUUAAAUUCUUCAAGUCAUCAGGACAGAGGGCUUUACGGUUUCCCUGUAAGAUGACGGGCUAACUUUUUUUUCUGCCUGAACUUCAAGAGAGUCUGGUGUUAAUAGCCGUUACGAGCGCCAACAGGAUAGAACUCGUUUUACAGACCUCCCGCGAGUCAUUGAGUCACGAGUCAUUCUUUUAACUACUAAAAAAAUAAAUAAAAGUUAAUCGUUCGGUAUUCGAAGAAUAAAACACUUCAGGAUAUUCUAGGAAAGUAACGAACUUCAGCAUGCCCAUUCAUGUUUAUUUCUUGCGUCAGGCCUUGCGUUAACUGAGACGUUUUUUUAUUAGUAUUAUUAUUUCUCUCGGUAUUUCAUCACCGAGUGGUGCCAGUGAUUAAAACUGACUCGUUCGCUGCGAUUUCAUUCUGCUGAUUUCUUCAUAACGGUAAUUGGCUGUAAAUAGUUAUUUUGAGUCAUAUUCACCAGGAAUGGCUGUGAUGACUGUGUCAGGCGUUACCACUUUAUCGUAGCGAGUAAAGAAACGUAAAAAAAAUGAGCCUUAGAACUUCAGGAAAAAAAACUCCAAAUAUGGUUUGUCUUGGCUGAACUCGAGUGGGAAAUAAUUUGGUCGAACUACUGUUUUAUGCGACAAAUACUUGUACUUUCUACCCAGCAAAUUUUAGAAAAAAACAAAAACGAUUUAUGCUCAAGGACUUUUAAUAAACAGGAAGUAACCAAUUUAAUUUCCUUUUAAUAAACAGGAAGUAGCCAAUUUAUACUGGACUUCAACACUGCAUUCUUGUAUUGGAUAUUGGCCCAAAUCAGACUUUUUUAUUUUUAAAAGUUUUAUACUUUUUGUUUAUUUAUUUAUUUGUGCUGUCUGGAUCUCAAGUCUUUGGUCUGCUGUCUAGGCUCGGAAACGGAGACCUCCUUCUUAAGUAUACGUGCUACGUUCAUAACCGUCAUCCGGACCAUACGCAUGCUAUUUUUCUGCGUGACUCCAUUGUGGUUCGGCUCUUUCCCACGUCAAUGGCGUGAUUGACCGAAGGCAGUGCGGCUCCAGAUCUUAAUGGGCGAACUGGAAGGGACGAGGCCGCGAUCCUCGUGACCUCCGGCCUUUCAUGUGUCAAUACAGGAAGCUCGCGUUGCACAAAGGCGCGAUUCUGCUGCCGGACUUCCAGCAAACCUGCGCACAUCGACUCCCCCUCACUUUUGUUCUUCGAGCAGCUGCCCGUUACUGGAGCGCUGACCUUCCCCGUACUCUACGAAUUCGGCUAUUAUUGCGUUGUGUAACCUCGCCGAAAACAAUAACGCUUCUGUUUCACACGCGAGGCCUCUUCCUCCAUCUCCGCCGUACGUCCGAGUCAAAUCUCACGUCGCGAGUUAGUUUCCAGGUCCGUUUCGAUCCCAGGUCUCCAGUUAUGGACAUGAGAUUUGUGCUAAAGCUAUAGAUUUAGAGGAAGUUUAAAAAAAAAAAGAAGACGCAGCAGCCUCAGACAUCUACUGGUCGUUUAGCAGAACGAUUCGUGACGUCGGAGUCGCUUUGACGUAAGAGGUCCUGUUCCAAGGUGAUUUUAUGAACGACACAGAGUAGUGCUCUUCUAAAUUCCUCUCCAAACCUUGUUAAGAAAGAGACGGACAGCGAGGCGGAGGAAAAGAAAGAAGGAGAGGGAGGGAGGGAGGGAGGCGUCAGAAAUUAAACGCAGCUGACGUCUGAUAUGAUUUUCCACAUAAAAAAAAAAGUGAGUACAAAGAAAAGAACGGCAGUAAAACCCUCACAUUUAUCACGACUCUUCCCAGCAGCAGUGCGUCAGCAUCUGGACGCGUCUCGGAAAAUUCUUCAACCGGGUCUGAAAUGCAAGCUGGGCAGCGGUAUGCAGUGUGAAGAAGGCACUGAGUGGCUCCUGGAGCUGCUGAUGGAGGUGCAGCUGCAGCAGUAUUUCCUCCUCAUCCGCGACGACCUCAACGUCACGCGCCUGUCGCACUUCGACUACGUCAAGAACGAAGACCUCGAGAAGAUCGGCAUGGGUCGACCCGGACAGAGACGGCUGUGGGAGGCGGUGAAGAGGAGAAAAGCGAUGUGCAAGCGCAAGUCUUGGAUGAGUAAGGUGUUCAGCGGGAAGAGGCCAGACGGAGAUUUUCAGCCGCAGGCGACCAGCACUUUCCGGAAGCUUUCGAGCACUCCUCCGCCUACAGACGGCCAGCAGCAGGCCCUCACCUGCCUGAUCAGCGAGAAGGAGCUGGUGCUGUGCGAGAAGCUCGGAGACGGUUCGUUUGGCGUGGUGAAGCGUGGAGAGUGGGUCACCCCCGGGGGAAAAGUGUUGAACGUGGCGGUGAAGUGUCUGAAGACGGACGUCCUGAACCAGCCGGACGCUCUGGACGACUUCAUCCGCGAGGUCAACGCCAUGCACUCGCUCGACCACCAGAACCUCAUCCGUCUCUACGGAGUCGUCCUCACGCACCCCAUGAAGAUGGUGACGGAGCUGGCUCCUCUCGGCUCUUUGCUGGACCGCUUGCGGAAGACCCAGGGCCACUUCCUCAUCUCCACGCUGUGCCAGUACGCCAUCCAGAUCGCUAACGGUAUGGCCUACCUGGAGACCAGGCGCUUCAUCCACCGCGACCUAGCUGCCCGCAACAUCCUGCUGGCCUCCAACGAGCUCGUCAAGAUCGGCGACUUCGGCCUGAUGAGGGCGCUGCCCAACAACGACGAUCAUUACGUCAUGCAGGAGCACCGCAAGGUCCCUUUCGCCUGGUGUGCCCCGGAGAGCCUGAAGACACGCACGUUUUCCCACGCUACGGACACGUGGAUGUUCGGGGUGACCCUGUGGGAGAUGUGCACCUACGGUCAGGAGCCGUGGCUCGGCCUCAACGGCAGUCAGAUCCUCCAUAAGAUCGACAAGGAGGGCGAGAGGCUGCCGAAGCCCGAGGACUGUCCCCAGGACAUCUAUAACGUCAUGCUGCAGUGCUGGGCGCAGAAACCCGACGACAGGCCUACGUUCGUGGCUCUCCGAGAGUUCCUGAUGGAGACCAUGCCGACCGACAUGAGGGCGCUGCAGGACUUCGACGAGCCUGACAAGCUGCACAUCCAGAUCAACGACGUCAUCACCAUCAUCGAGGGCAGGGCAGAGAAUUAUUGGUGGCGAGGGCAGAACAAGAGCACAAUGAAGGUGGGUCAGUUCCCCAGGAACGCGGUCACUUCGGUAGCCGGACUGUCUGCUCACGACAUCAGCCGGCCUCUGAAGAACAGCUUCAUCCACACGGGCCACGGAGACACCAACCCUCAGCGCUGCUGGGGCUUCCCGGAUCGGAUAGACGAUCUGUAUCUGGGGAACCCCAUGGACCCUCCGGAUGUCCUCGGGCUGGAUCUGAACGCUCCCAGGCCCACGCAGCUUCCCGGGCGAGCCAAAAAGCCAAACUACGACCCAGUUACAGAGGACCUGACGUCCUCCGGUCUGAGGCGCCUCUCGUUAAAAAAGCCCAGCACAAAAGGCCUGAAACUGAAACCGUCAGCUUGGGUUUCAGCCACCAGGCUGAGCGAUCGCUCCAUUUAUGGCCUCCGAACUCCAGGAAGUGGUACUCCCACGGAGGUCUCUCUUAUAGACUUUGGAGAGGAAAUGUUCUCCUCUACCCCCUCUCCUGUUGUCGAGUCCCAGGUCCCUAGUCUCGCUCGGUUGGCCCUGGAGGCUGAGAACAUCUUGGAUUGUACCCCACCCCAGAGUCCGUCCCGGUCUCUGCCUCGGCCGCUCCACCCCACACCGGUGGUAGACUGGGACUCGAGACCUCUUCCUCCUCCUCCAGCGUACGAUGACGUAGCACAGGACGAAGACGACAUCGAGGUGAGCUCGAUCAACAGCACAGAGAUGAGAGUUCCCGACGAACCAGGCUCUCCGUAUGCUCCCUGUACUCCUGCGUACGAAGACAAACUCCGAGUAGACAAUGAUCUCUUCCUCCCCUGCAAGCAGAGCCGAUCUCACACCUUCUCACAAUCGGCCGAGAUCUUCCAGGAGCUCCAGCAGGAGUGCAUGAGGCGUCUGAACGUCCCCGUAGGCUCCGUGAGUCCUGAUCCCUACCGCCAGAUCUUCCUGUCGACCUGCGAAGACAAGCCCCAGGUCCCACCUCGAGUCCCGAUCCCACCUCGACCUCCAAAAAGCACAGGAAGCGACUGUGCCCGCUGGUCACGUGACCUGUCUCCAGCCUCGUGCGGGGAGGACGAGAAAGAGCGUCCGCCCCAGAUCCCCCCGAGGGAUCCGCUGUCUCAGCCGGGCUCUCGCACGCCUAGCCCCUUGAACCGUACCACACACUACCUCUCCACCUCGCCAGGCAAACUGAUGCCCACCACGCAGAGCUUUGCCUCUGACCCCAAAUACGCCGCGCCCAAAGUCAUUCAGGCCCAAGGCAAAGACAAGGAAGCAACCAAAGGACCCUGCAUACUGCCCAUCGUCCGAGACGGCAAGAAAGUGAGCAACACGCACUACUACCUGCUGCCCGAGAGGCCCACGUACCUAGACCGCUACGACAAGUUCUUCAAAGAGGCUGAAGAGGACGAGAGGAGGCCGGUCAACACGGCCACGGUCCGACCCAUGGUGCAACACCAGGGAGACACAAAAUCGAACUUCUCCUGCAAUAAUAACUGCAGCCUUCCAGCCAGAGCAGGAAUUACGAACUCCCUGAGCUUGAACAAAGUCAUCACCGAAGGCCUGGGCAGCAGGGCGGAAGGAGCGGCUCACCCUGAAAGAGUUAAACUGGUGCAGGAGGCGGUGCACGGAGUGACGAUUGAGGAGUGUCAGACGGCCUUGCAGAACCACAGCUGGAACAUGCAGAAGGCUGUGCACUAUCUGAAGGUCGAGCAGCUCUUCUGUCUGGGUCUGAAGUCCAGGGUGGAGUGUCAUAAGAUCCUAGAGAUGUGUGACUGGAACCUGGAGCUGGCCAGCACUCAGCUUUUAGACUCUUACGGCUCCGUCAAACAGACGCGAUGAGGAAACUCCACAGACGAGCACGUCUUCAUCUUCGUCCUCAUCCUCCCCUCAUCAGAGACUGAACUGAACGUCGUUGUCUAGAGAACACUAGGAACGAGGGUCUCCCUCUCCCAAAGCUCGCGUCCUCUCUCUCUCUCGGCUAUACCGAAGGACUCGCGUCGUGUCCGUGUGCGUAUCCUCAGAACCAAGCGUCUUCCUCCAGAACCGCUACUCAAGGUGCACUACUGAGUUCAGAGGUCAAACGUCCAUCCAUUUUUAUUUGCUCUGUGUCAUGAACAUAAAAAAAAAAAGAAUAGUUGAAACCAAAGUGCUGCUGGUCCGUUCGAGGAUGAUGAUUUUUUUUGUUUUGUUUUGUUUUUUAAAUUUUUCUUUUAUUUUAUACAGAGAUUUAUUUGAUAACCAAUAAACGGAGACUUUCAGAUGGA